ACUGGGUUUAAGUUUUUUAACAAAAUUGGUGAGGAAGACAUCUGCACAGAAUCUAAAAAAUGCAGCCAUGGUACCUUAGGGCGCUGGAAAAGGCAAUGCACCUGACCUCUGGGGAAGCUGAUCUGAGAGGCACGCGGGACGUCUUGGUGUGGGGAAUCUGUGUGGAGAUACGUCUGGAGACAGUGAGUCAUACUUCCUGACCUUAUAACCAUGCAGCUCAGCAGUCUCUGCGAGAGUCGGCUCCCUGCAAUUUGUGUUCCAGGAUCCAUGGAGCACGUAACACAUCCUGAUGCUGUUCUCAGCCUUCUGUGGCCUCUUGGUCACCGUUUCCUACCAUCUGAGCUGGCAGAGCAGUGACCCAUCUGUGUUCAUGUUCUUCAUUCAAUGCAGACUGUUUCCUAAGUUUUUACAUCAAAAUCUGGAAGAGUCAGCUGCUGAUCCUCUCCCCAAGAAGAUGAAAGAUUCUGUGACGGAUUCCGGCUUUGUCACCAGGCUGGAGUGCGCUGGCCCAAUCUUGGCUUACUGCAGCCUCCACCUCCUGGGUUCAAGCAUUCUUCCUCCUCAGCCUCCGGAGUAUCUGGGACCACAGGGAUCCGUAAUACAGCUGGCCCCUAAUUGAAUGAAAGCAUCACUUUCAAAGCAUCACUGCAGGAUGAGUAUUUUGUGUCAAGUGGAUUCAAGGAACAGUGCGAAGGAUCCAUGGCUGAAGACCCUCCCAAGAGCCAACCGUCCUGGGCACAUAUAAAUGAGUGGAGACAUGGAACUCACCCUUACAAGGCCUAGAACCUGACAGAGCAUACAAGACUGAAGCCCAAAUAACCAAGAACAGGAAGCUGAAGUCCCCUUAUAGGUCACUAUGGGGAACUUCCUAGGCCCCAGGGCUGGCCUCAUUUGUGCCUGGUGCCGGGAGGCAGUGGCGUCAUGUUGUGGGACUCAGUCUGUGGCAGCUACACCACCAGAAUCCACGACUGCAGAGCCUGACUUUGUAUAUGCCGGAGUGGUGGAGGUCCAGCAUGUGCAGCCCAAGUCAAAGCGGCGCAAAGGUUUGGCUGGCCGCGUGAGGAGCUGGGUACAAAAACGGAGGCGUAAAAAAAUUUGCCCCACUGCAAAUGAAGCUCCUCUUCAAGACCAGAAGAAAACCUUAAAGAGACGUGAAAACCUUAAAGAGACAUCACCUGACAUAGAGAAACAUGUCACCCAGUAUUGCCACCGUGCUGUUCAGGUCCCACAAGACCUCAGCCUGGAACACAUCAAGGAUGAUGAGCUACCCCGUGAUGUGGAGAAGCCCACCGUUUGGUGUUACCGCCGUCCCGUUGAGGUCCCGCAGGACCUCAUAUUAGAAGACAUCGAGGAUGAGGAGCUACCCCGUGACGAGGAGAAGCCCGCCGUUUCGUGUCACCGCCGUCCCGUUGAGGUCCCGCAGGACCUCAUACUAGAAGACAUCGAGGAUGAGGAGCUACCCCGUGACGAGGAGAAGCGUGCCAUUUGGUGUCACCGCCGUCCUCUUGAAAUCAUCUUAGAGGAUGACGAGGAUGAGGACCUACCCCGUGAUGUGGACACCGUGACAGCCCCAAAUGACCUCCCUCCUCCUGAGGAUUGCAGGAGCCCCAAGUGUGAGGAAGAUGGUGAGGGUUCAUCACUCGCUGUUGACGUGUCGUCAAGUGACCUGGCGAGCACGGUCGGACUCAGAUCCCAGACAGAGGAAGAAGAUCUGGACGUAAGACUCCUUUGUCUUCUAAAGAAAUUUCGCUUUUGUGAUUUCUUCUCAAUUAAUCUGGAUAUGAAAAUCUGAAAAUGUACAUUAUGUACAGUGUAUGCAAUUCUCUUUGUGGGGGUGAAAUUCAGUGGGAAUGUCUUCCCAAAUAACACGCAAUACACUGGGAGGUUUUCAAAUGAUAGCAUCCAUUAUCGGCUGUAAUGCAGAGGCACUUUCCUCAACACAUUUUCCUCCUUGGAUUAAGCAUUGUGUGUUUGCCCAUUAAAUCGACUUUAAAGGUGAAUUCUGUGAAUAAAGAGCUUGUUUUUCCAUAAGCAUCCUCAUGAUUUUGAGGAUGUUGACCUAUGGCUCAGCCGCUGUGCCACUUCUUGUUCUCUACCCUUGCCAAGGGAAUAACAGAUCUAUGUGAGGCACACCACAGAGUCUCAGCCUCAUAAUGUUUUCUUUUAUGUAAUUGCAGGGAAUAUCCCAGAAA
Messenger RNA from Callithrix jacchus (white-tufted-ear marmoset), 2192 nucleotides. NCBI's taxonomy places the organism in Eukaryota, Metazoa, Chordata, Mammalia, Primates, Cebidae. The record is from RefSeq and is a predicted model, not a curated record.